AUGAAACUACCAAUUGUAUUGUCGGUGCUUCUUGUUGGUCAAUCUGUCGCUUUCAUGCCCAAUGCACCAACAGGUGUCCAAAAAUCCUUGGAAGCAGUUUCUGGUUCCAAGGGAACUGGAGCAGGAUGGAUCGAUCCUUCGGCUCCUGUCAACUCUGCAGAAUCCCUCAAGCUCACUUUGGAAAAGAGUCUAGAAGGAUCCAACUUUCAAAAGAGACUCUCUCUUUUGGGAUCUACUGGAUCUAUCGGUACACAAACACUCGAUAUUGUUGAUGCCUGCCCAGAUAACUUUGUGAUCGACGCUCUAUCCGCUGGAACCAACGCAGAAUUGAUGGCUGAACAAGUCUUGAAAUACAAGCCCAAAAUUGCUUCUCUAUCCACUCCCGAGGCUGCCAAUGAACUUAGGGAGCGUCUUAAAGCUGCAGGCUGUGAUCAAAUGCCCGAGAUUCUUCAUGGAGACGAUGGAAUUUUGGCUGCAGCUACCAUUGACACUGCUGACACUGUUGUCACUGGUAUUGUCGGUGCAGCGGGAUUGAAGCCAACAAUCGAGGCUAUCAAGCUAAAAAAGGAUAUCGCUUUGGCUAACAAGGAAACUCUUAUCAGUGGAGGACCAGUCAUCAACCCUCUUGUGGAGAAAUACGGUAUCAACAUGCUUCCUGCCGAUAGUGAACACAGUGCAAUUUUCCAAUGCUUGCAAGGAGUUCCAGAGGGAGGGCUUCGUAGAGUCAUUUUGACUGCAUCUGGAGGUGCUUUCAGAGAUUUGAGCAAGGAUGAACUCUUCCAAAUGUGCAGGGACGAUCCUCGCGCAGUUCAGGCCAAGGCAACGACCCACCCAAAUUGGGACAUGGGUGCGAAGAUUACUCUAGACAGUGCUACCAUGAUGAACAAGGGACUCGAGGUCAUUGAAGCACACUAUUUGUUCGGUGCCAGUUAUGACGACAUCGAUGUCGUCAUCCACCCCCAAUCUAUUAUUCACUCAAUGGUUGAAACUCAGGAUACUUCUUGCAUUGCUCAGCUGGGAUGGGCAGAUAUGAGAUUGCCUCUUGUUUAUUCCGUGUCUUGGCCUCACCGAUUGAAGAUGCCAUACAGGCCAUUGGACUUGGCCGAGGUUGGCCAGAUGACUUUCUUGGCUCCUGACCACGAAAAGUACCCAUGCAUCGGACUAGCUUAUGAGGCAGGGCGUGCUGGGGGUACAAUGACUGCUGUCUUGAAUGCUGCAAACGAAGCCGCCAACGAAAUGUUCCGUGAAGAUAUUGGACUCGGAUUCCUUGAUAUCCCGAAACUCAUUGAAAGUGCCAUGGAAGCUCACAAGGACGAUCACAAGACUUCUGAUGUCACUCUGGAUGAUAUUCUAUCCUGUGACGCAUGGGCAAGACAGCACGUCGUCGAAAAAAGCAAGACCCUAAUGAAACAAUUGCUUGUUUAA
Molecule: messenger RNA, 1425 nt
Organism: Cylindrotheca closterium
Lineage: Eukaryota; Bacillariophyta; Bacillariophyceae; Bacillariales; Bacillariaceae
Source: the annotation of a GenBank genome assembly